Lecanosticta acicola is the source of this 1632-nucleotide messenger RNA. The record is from the annotation of a GenBank genome assembly. Lineage: Eukaryota; Fungi; Ascomycota; Dothideomycetes; Mycosphaerellales; Mycosphaerellaceae.
AUGACCCCCCUCAACAACACCACAAACCCAGCUCCGCCGCCGCCACAAGGCCCCCCAAAAGUAAUGUCCCACGUCAACCUCAUGACGGACACCGUGAUCGCCAACCUGCCCCCAGUGGCUUUACGUUCCAUUCUGAGAGCUCUGCUCUCCGCCGCGGAUCCGUCUGUGACGGCUUCCUUUGAAGCGCGGACGAGGGAGUACCUGAUGAGCAAGAAGACGACUUCUUCUUUUUCUGCUUCGCGAGGAGAAACGGAAAAGGAGGAGGAUGCGGCGGCGGCGGCGGGGAUCGUGCGGGCCACGGUGGGGUGUGGCAUGUGUUGGGAAGCGGUGGAGAUUUUGGCGGGAGAUGGUGGUGGCGGGGUGGUGCUGAGGGGGGGGAUUGGGGAUGGCGAUGUGGUGCAGGGGAUCACGGCUGUUCAGAAGAGUUUGGUGACGACGACGGGAAAAAAGGGGACGGGAGAGGAGAGGGAGAGGUUGCAAAGACUACUCCAAGCACUGGAGACUCACGACGGAGGAGGAGGAGGACUUGAACGGAGUAUUGCAUCUCUGAGAGCGCUGCUUGGGCUCGCCAGUCCGCCGACGAUGCAAGACGCUGCUGGCUUGCAGCCCUGUAUUACAUGUACUGUCCCUCCGCUCUCCACGAGAAUCGAAACUUUCGCCCUCGGCAGUAGGGUCCUCCCUAGACUCUUCUCCGGUCUCUGGCAGCUCUCGAGCCCUUCCUGGGGAACGUCCACGACAGCCUCCAUCCAGAGCCAGUUUCAGACCUAUGCCGCGCAGGGGUUUACGGCGUACGACAUGGCUGACCACUACGGUGAUGCGGAAAUUCUCUUUGGGAAAUUCAGAUCCUCAUGCUCGGAUCCGGAAGCAACCUUCGGAGCGACAAAGUACUGCGUUUUCGUCCCGACGGAGAUUACCAGGGAGCUUGUGGCGGCCAAUGUGACCGAGAGGUGUUCAAGGAUGGGAUCGAAUCAUGUGGAUUUGCUCCAGUUUCACUGGCAGAACUAUGAGGAUACAACGUAUCUGGAUGCGCUUCGCUAUUUGCAGGAGGACAGCAGGGUACGGAUGCUUGCCCUGUGUAACUUUGACACCCAGCGGAUGGAAGGGAUUGUCCAAGCCGGGAUAAAGAUACACACGAACCAGGUCCAGUUCUCGCUCAUUGAUUCUAGGCCAAUUUCCAAGAUGGGCGCGGCAUGUAAGAAGCAUGAUAUCAAGCUUCUGACAUACGGCACCCUUUGUGGAGGAUUUCUCGCAGACAAAUGGCUAGGUCGGCCAGAGCCAGAACUUUUCCUCGAAAGCAUCACGCCUAGCCAGCGCAAGUAUUACGAGAUGAUCGUCAACUGGGGUGGAUGGCAGCUCUUUCAAGAGUUGCUGCAGGCGCUGAGAGAUAUUGCGACCAAGCACCAUGUUGCUAUUUCAAAUGUUGCAACCAGAUGGGUCCUCGACUUUCCGUAUGUGGGCGCGGUGAUUGUUGGUACGCGGAUGGGCGUGAGUGGCCAUGCUGAGGGGAAUCUAGCGACAUACGGCUGGACUCUUGACGAGCAAGACCAAGCGGCCAUUGAGCACGUGCUUUCCAAAAGUCGUCGAGAUAAGAUGAUCGAGCUUCUUGGGGACUGUGGAGGGGAAUAUCGAUGA